CAUCUACUGGUGUCCCAUUUCCAAAUAAAGAAAUUUUAUGCAGUGACGCUAGUUAUCAACAGCUUCCACAACAAUCAUCUAGUGUUCAAAAUUAUAGUUUAUCUUCAUCUUCACCUGUAAUAAAUACAACAUAUACAGUAUCUAAUAAUGCAGUGGCUCAAAAGCGAGCUAUUGAACUUAUAAGCGAUUCUGAAAAAGAAUUAACAGAGUUAAGAGCAAUGGCUUGA
Molecule: messenger RNA, 227 nt
Organism: Dentiscutata heterogama
Lineage: Eukaryota; Fungi; Glomeromycota; Glomeromycetes; Diversisporales; Gigasporaceae
Source: the annotation of a GenBank genome assembly